Messenger RNA from Penicillium vulpinum, 1140 nucleotides. RefSeq names its product tyrosine--tRNA ligase TYS1. Gene Ontology annotation, molecular function: tyrosine-tRNA ligase activity; ATP binding. Gene Ontology annotation, biological process: tyrosyl-tRNA aminoacylation. The transcript is spliced from 7 exons. Bases 1 to 1140 code for a protein of 379 amino acids. Lineage: Eukaryota; Fungi; Ascomycota; Eurotiomycetes; Eurotiales; Aspergillaceae. The record is from RefSeq and is a predicted model, not a curated record.
AUGGAUCCCGCGACGCAAGCAAGAUUCGAUCUCAUUGGUUCGAACCUCGCCGAGUUUCUCAACCCAGAGAUCAUUGAGGAUAUCUUGAAGAGUGGGCGCAAUCCCAGAUGUUAUUGGGGAACGGCGACUACAGGUCGCCCUCAUAUCGGCUACUUUGUGCCAGCGCUGAAGAUUUCGCAGUUGCUGCUCGCAGGCUGUGAUGUUGUGAUUCUGCUUGCUGAUGUACAUGCAUUCCUCGAUAACCUUGUUGAGAAUCGGUGUAUCUACUACCGAAACAUUAUUACCGCCAUCCUUCAGGCUGUUGGGGUUCCUACUGAGAAGCUCGAGUUUGUUGUCGGUAGCUCUUACCAGAAGAGCUCUGCCUAUGUAUUUGAUGUGUACAAAUUAUCGUCCUUGAUCUCUGAAGGCCAAGCCAAGAAAGCGGGCAGUGAGAUUGUCAAGCAGUCCGGCAAUGCUCCGUUGAGUGGACUGUUGUACCCAGUUCUCCAGGUUCUCGAUGAAGAACAUUUGAAUUGCGAUGCCCAGCUCGGUGGUGUGGACCAGAGGAAGCUUUUCGUAAGCGCAACGGAGUGGCUCCCUAAACUUGGAUACCGUGUUCGCGCCCAUCUUCUGAAUCCUAUGAUGGCCUCAUUAUCCUCCGGCAAAAUGAGCUCUAGUGAUAGCCCAGAUAGUAAAAUCGACCUUCUCGACCCCGCUGAGAGCAUCUCAAAGAAGAUUCGGAAGGCAGAGUGUGUUCCUAAGAUCGUUACAGACAACGGCGUGAUUUCAUUAGUCGAACACAUUCUAUUGCCGGCAGCUGUCCUCAAGGGCAACGGAGAGUUCCGCGUUGAGCGCAAGGACGCCGAGCCUUUGGUCUUUACCAAUAUGAAGCAGCUACACGAUGCUUACAGCGCUGAUAUUUUGACCCCACAGCUGCUUAAGCCUGCUGUCGCGGCCGCCAUGGUCGAUCUUAUGGCCCCUAUCCAGGCGGCGUAUCAGGCCUCAGCUGAAUGGCAGGAGGUUACAUUGAAGGCCUACCCACCCCCGGUUGUGCACAAGAAGGUAAAGAAGCCUAAAGACAGAGGCUCUCGCUUCCCCGGUGCCAAGCAAGAGACGGCCCAGCCUUCGGAGCAAGAAGCUGCUCAAGCUUCAGAGCAAUAG